AUAAAACAAAAACAAUCUAAAAGAGCUUUUAAUAGAAUUACAAUAAAGAAAGACUGAGUGUGACAUGUAUUCUAACGGUGCAUUUCAUGAGGAAGAAAAGGAUGGCAAACUAUUACUGAUGUACCAUCACCCCAAGUAUUGUCCUAUACCACAAACACAGUCCCCAACCUCUUCCACUGACCUUCCUCUCCAACCUCUUUUUUUAUGCCCUCGAAUACGACGGUGGAAAUACAUGUCUUCUAGAAGUUCAAACACUUUUCCGCUUAAUUCUUCCCCAGAGUACGUCUUUCCUACAACAACAAACUCUGAUGAUCAUCAUGUAAUGCCUUUGUUUUGGUGCAACAAUAGAGAAUUUGAUGCCAAUGGUGGAUGCUACAUAUGCGAAGGCUCAAAUUUCGGCACAGACUAUUACUUCUGUAACUACUGUGGCAUAAAAUUACACAAAGAAUGUGUUCAGUCUCCACCUAAAAUCAAACACCCUUUCCACCCUGAGCAUUCUUUCCAACUUUUCUUUCAUGAUGAUUUGUCUCGUAAAAUUGAGUGUUUGUGUUGCGGAAGAAGAGCACAUUGGUUGAUAUAUCAUUGUACCAUAUGUCAGGCUUUUAUGCAUCCAAUAUGUGCGAUGAAGCCAAUACCCUUUGCUAUAGACCCACCUAAAAAUCAUGUCCACCCUCUCACUUUCUUCCCUAGACAAACUUCCUUAACUUGUAACCUUUGUGGUAUGUUGAGAAAAAUUUAUCCCACCUACAUUUGUUUCAGAUGUAACUUUGUUGCUCAUAAUGAUUGUAUGAAUUUUCCACACAUAAUCAAGAUAUCACGUCAUCGCCAUCGUAUCUCCUUCACUCUUUCUCUUCCAUCUAGAGAAUGGUUUUGUGGAGUUUGUCGUUUAAGUAUUAGCAAUGAUUGUGCUGCAUAUACUUGUGACAAGUGUAGUGAUUAUGUUGUUCAUCCAAUAUGUGCUACUGGGAAGAAUGUGUGGGAUGGAAAAGAACUCGAAGGUNCCAUCGUAUCUCCUUCACUCUUUCCCUUCCAUCUAGAGAAUGGUUUUGUGGAGUUUGUCGUUCAAGUAUUAGCGCUGAUUAUGCUGCAUAUACUUGUGACACGUGUAGCGAUUAUGUUGUUCAUUCAAUAUGCGCUAUUGGGAAGGAUGUAUGGGAUGGAAAAGAACUCGAAGGUGUACCAGAAAUAUUGGAUAUAA
Messenger RNA from Camelina sativa (false flax), 1198 nucleotides. Lineage: Eukaryota; Viridiplantae; Streptophyta; Magnoliopsida; Brassicales; Brassicaceae. The record is from RefSeq and is a predicted model, not a curated record.